Messenger RNA from Hydra vulgaris (swiftwater hydra), 1554 nucleotides. Its product is annotated as neuronal acetylcholine receptor subunit alpha-3. Gene Ontology annotation, cellular component: plasma membrane; postsynaptic membrane; neuron projection. Gene Ontology annotation, molecular function: acetylcholine-gated monoatomic cation-selective channel activity; transmembrane signaling receptor activity. Lineage: Eukaryota; Metazoa; Cnidaria; Hydrozoa; Anthoathecata; Hydridae. The record is from RefSeq and is a predicted model, not a curated record. Gene Ontology annotation, biological process: signal transduction; regulation of membrane potential; nervous system process.
AUUCCUAUUGAUUGAAUUCCUAAUUCAUACUUCCUUCAUUAAAAUAAAAAACAAUUUUUUUUAAUGUUAGAUAGAAAAUAAGAAAAAUAAUGGCUACAUUGCCUAAAACUAGUAUAUAAAACCGAUGAAAAAAAAAUGAUCACCGUUCUUUUUGUCGGAGUGGUGCUCAGAAAUGUUUUGGUGGCUUAUCAUAUAGAAGAAAAUUUACAUGCUAAUUUAUUCCGGAACUAUGAUCCUGAUUUUAAACCGAAUAAAAAUGUUAAUUUAACAUUUGACAUAGCUUUAUCGAAAUUGUUAAAACUGAACGAAAAAAAUGAAGUGCUUCAUUUAUAUGUAUGGGUAAGACAAUACUGGCACGAGAAACAUUUUCAAUGGAAUGCUAGUGACUGGGAAGGUAUCAGUAGUGUGACAGUCAGUUCAAAUAGAAUAUGGAAACCAGAUAUAACUCUUUACAACAAUGCAGAUGCAGAAUUUCAAGGUUUGGAUGUUUAUGGAAAAACAAAAGCUACAAUCAAUAAUGAUGGCAGCAUUAUUUGGUUAUUACCAAUUAUCUUGAGAAGUAGCUGCAAAAUUGAUACAAAAUAUUUUCCUUUUGAUGAACAAAAAUGUCUACUUAUUUUUGGAUCUUGGUCAAAUGAUUACAGAGGUAUUGAUAUCUAUCCCAAAAAUUCCAGAGGCGAUUUAUCAAAGCUAAAUGAAAAUGGACAGUUUAUUAUUAGUGGAUUUGAUGUUACUCGACGUCUAGAAAACUUUACUUGUUGUUUUUAUCCUUUUGUUACAUUAACGUACGAAAUAAUCAUUCAACGAAGAGCGAAAUUUUAUUUGUUUAAAAUUAUACUUCCUGGAAUUUAUAUUGCUUUACUGUCUUGCUUUUCUUUUGUAAUUCCUCCAGUUACUGGAGAGCGAGCUAGUUUGGUUAUGGGAAAUUUUCUUUCAUUAUUAGUUUAUGUGCUUAUUAUUUCUGACUCCGUACCUGCUAGUUCUGAUUCGUUGCCGCUUCUUGUAAUAUUCUAUAAAAUAUUAUUGUUUGUAAUCGGACUUGCGUUAACGGCGAGCUGUCUAAUUUAUUAUAUGUGUGUAAAAACUGUACCUGUACCAAAAUGGCUUAAAGUCAUUUUUUUACAAAAUCAUUUUGUAAACUUAUAUCGUAUUAUCGCAGCAAAAUAUUGUCGAAGUAAGAAGAGCUCAAUAAAAUUUGGUUGUAAAAACCAAAAAAGAACGUCUACUAACAGUCAUGUUAUCACAAGUCAUAGUCCUAAGUUUUACAGCAUUCAUCAUGAUCGAAAUCUUUUGGAUUUGAAAAAAAUUUAUGGUAUAACAAAAAGCUGUGACAAAAAUGAGAUAACUUAUCUUAAGCAUAUUGAAGAAUAUUUAAAUAGUUUUAGUUUGAGAGAUAGUAUUCGUAGUGAUUGGGAAGAUAUUGCUUACGUACUUGAUAAACUCCUAUUAUAUGGGUUUACGUUACUUAUUGGAAUUAGCGUUAUUUUUAUUUUUGCGUAUCCGCCAAAUGUUGUAUUUUAAUGAUGUGUUUAAAUAAAUCAUUUUUUUACAAAA